Messenger RNA from Capsicum annuum, 1036 nucleotides. Its product is annotated as protein IQ-DOMAIN 17. The transcript is spliced from 3 exons. The coding region runs from base 298 to 915 and encodes 205 amino acids. Gene Ontology annotation, molecular function: protein binding. The record is from RefSeq and is a predicted model, not a curated record. NCBI's taxonomy places the organism in Eukaryota, Viridiplantae, Streptophyta, Magnoliopsida, Solanales, Solanaceae.
AAUAUAUAGUAAAAGACAUAUUUUUAAUUAUAAUUUCACCUUUUUCAUAUUUUUAAUUAUUAAUUAAUAAGGUCUUGGAUUCAGUUUCAUUUGGCAUAAAGUAAAGAACGAAACAUGUAAAGAACGAAACAUGUCAUACAUACGUAAUCAGAGGGAUCGUUGUCUAUAUAUUUUCCGCAUAGUGAAGUAAUCUAUCUUUUGAGGAAUCAAGUGUUUUUACAUAUAAUAUAUACGUGAAACUAUAGUUUUCUGCUUUUAAUAAUAUUACUGUUGAGUUAUCAUUUUUCUAACAGAAUUAUGAAGAAGAAGAAGCAUAAUAUCCCAUCAUAUAGCAAGAAUACACAACCUGGGACAACAACAGAUCAGCUAAGUUUAGUAACACAAGGUGAAACUUUGCUAACAAAAUGUUUCAUAGGGAAGAGUACUACUGGUGGGGCUUCUUGGAUAGGCUUAAUGAAAAAGGCUUUUAGAUCGCCUGUCAAAGAAAAUGAUAUCAAAAGUAUCAGAAGAAGAGAAGAUGCUCAUGAACAAGAGGAAGAAGAAAAGAAGAGGGGAAAACGACGAUGGCUCUUCCGGAAGCCUACACUUCAGGAGACAACAUUAAUUCAUCAAAAUCAAGAUCAAGCUGAAGCAACUACUACCAACAUCUCAUCAAGUACAAUUAGCAAAGGAAAUUUGGCUACAAAUUUACUGCCAGAAAAAGCUGAAUUGAAGCAAAAAGGAGCAAUUGGAGUAGCCAAGACCAGGGAUGGACCUACUCUAUCAGCGGCUAUGCUAGCGGCUGAGGCAUCUGUCGCUGCAGCACAGGCGUCUGUAGACAUCAUUCGGCUCGCACGGCCUCCUGUUUUAGUUGAACAACAGCGUGCUAUCCUUACUAUUCAGACAGCAUUCAGAGGGCACUUGGUAUGUAUAUAGAUGCCUUUACAAUUCUCUCUAUACAUGUUUUAUAGCAAUGGUGCAAAAAAAUUCUUUAGCAGUAAUGAGGUCAUUUAUAUAAUAUUUGGUAUUUUCACAUGCUAAAUUAUAUAGGUAAGUG